GGGAGCACGGCCAGCCGAUUCCGAUCGCGUAUAUAACGAGGCGUCUGCGGCCUGGUCAGCAAUGCAAAGCGACAGCAGUUCUACUCCGGCAACUACAACUAGAAUUCCUCGUGCUAUCCGUGCUAUUUCAUCCGCGCAUUUCUCGUACACUAUUAAUUUUGCUCACGCGGGUAUACAGUAUUGCAUCCACUCUCGAACACGCUGGUUAAAUAAUGCAUCUUCCCCGCUUCAAGACAGCAGGCUCCUCAAAUGAGAACGGUGGCUGGAACCUCUCCUUUGGCGACGACAAGGGCGCCGGCGCUGUUGGGGCCAGCGACAGCAACUCGGAUCUCAGCACUGUGCCCAAGCGCACCGAGGGCCAGGCCGAGCGCAAAGGCUCGGCCUUUGGCGCAUUUGCGACCAUCUGCUGUGUCAUCAUCGGAUCGGGCAGUCUGCAGCUGCCGCUGACUCUUAAGCAGUCUGGCUGGAUCGGACUGCUGCUCGUGAUCAUGUCGGGCAUCAUUGGCACAUACACGGGCAUGCUCGUCAUCAAGUCGCUGUACCUGAUGAGCGGCAACAAGGUGCGCAACUUUAACCAGAUCGGCCAGGCAGCCUUCGGCCUCCCCGGACGUCUCAUCAUCUACUUUUUCCAUGCCGUCUACGUAAUCGGUAUUGUCGGCGACUACAUCAUCCUGUCGGGCACCAGCUUCCACACCAUUGCCAUGGCCGACGGCCACGACAUCGGCAAGACUACCUGGAUGGUUAUCUGCGCUCUGGUCAUGUGGCUGGCCACGAUCUCCCUGAAGCAGAUGUCGGAAGCCGCCAUCCUCUCGCUGCUGGGCUUUGCCACCAGCAUCAUCACCAUCCUCAUCGCCAUUAUCCAGUCGUUCAUGUAUCCGUACAAGGGAGACGGCAACGUCCCGUUCGAGCACCACAAGGCCACGCAUCAGUCGGCCAUCGGCAGCGGGGUUCCCCUGGCUCUGACCAGUAUCUCGUUCUCGUUCUGUGCCGUGGUUGUGAUGCCUGGUGUUGAGGCUAGCAUGAAGAAUCCGAACAUGUGGAGCCGCGUUCUUGGCUCGGCCAUGACGGUCGUGACGGGCACAUACGUCUUUAUCGCCACAGUCGGCUACUGGGCGUUCGGCGACCAGGUCGUCUCGCCCGUGCUCGACAACCUGCCGCACAACGCUGCCACCAAGGCUGCCCAGAUCCUGAUUGCCAUGCAUGUAAUCUUUGCCGCGCCGGUCAUGACAGCAUCGCUGUCGCUUGAGCUCGAGCUUGCCCUGGGUGUCACCAAGGAGAAGCUUGGCCGUGUCAAGGAGUUCAUUGGCCGGUUCAUCUUCCGCACAAUCUUCUUUGGCAUCAUGACCGCCAUUGCCAUCGUGAUCCCGUACUUUGGCGAUAUCAUCUCGCUGGUCGGUGCAUUCAGCACGUCGAUUCUGCUGUUCAUCGUGCCUGUUGCCUGCUACCUGAAGCUGCUCGGCUGGAGCCGCGUGACCUGGUACCAGCUCAUUGUCGGCGUCUGCAUCAUGGGUCUUGGCAUCUACGUAUGCGUACUCGGUGCCAAGGGUGCUAUUGAGACCCUGCAGGAGCACAUCCGCGAGGACAAGAACAACUAAGCAUUCCCUAUAGCCAUGUACACUAAUUUUCUAUCAAUUUACAUAUACAUUUGAACCUUUCGCCUACACAGCACGUCAGCC
Linderina pennispora is the source of this 1676-nucleotide messenger RNA. RefSeq lists its product as uncharacterized. Gene Ontology annotation, biological process: amino acid transmembrane transport. NCBI's taxonomy places the organism in Eukaryota, Fungi, Kickxellomycota, Kickxellomycetes, Kickxellales, Kickxellaceae. Gene Ontology annotation, molecular function: amino acid transmembrane transporter activity. Gene Ontology annotation, cellular component: vacuolar membrane. The transcript has a single exon. The coding region runs from base 213 to 1595 and encodes 460 amino acids. The record is from RefSeq and is a predicted model, not a curated record.